AUGCCCAGGACUUUCCCAGUCCAGAUAUCGUACACCCGCCACCUUCCCAGCCCAGAUAUCGUACACCCGCCACCUUCCCAGCCCAGAUAUCGUACACCCGCCACCUUCCCAGCCCAGAUAUCGUACACCCGCCACCUUCACAGCCCAGAUAUCGUACAACCGCCACCUUCACAGCCCAGAUAUCGUACACCCGCCACCUUCACAGCCCAGAUAUCGUACACCCGCCACCUUCCCAGCCCAGAUAUCGUACACCCGCCACCUUCACAGCCCAGAUAUCGUACACCCGCCACCUUCACAGCCCAGAUAUCGUACACCCGCCACCUUCCCAGCCCAGAUAUCGUACACCCGCCACCUUCACAGCCCAGACAUCGUACGCCCGCCACCUCCCCAGCCCACAAAUCUUACACCCGCCACCUCCCCAGCCCAAACAUCGUACACCCGCCACCUCCCCAGCCCAGACAUCGUACACCCGUCACCUCCCCAGCCCAGACAUCGUACACCCGCCACCUUCCCAAUCCACACAUCGUACACCCGCCACCAUCCCAGCCCACACAUCACUUUAAAUACAUACAAACAUCAACGGCCAUUACAAUAAAAUUGGAAGGCGAGGCCAGGAGCUACGCUCGACGCAACAAGCUCAUCAUG
Molecule: messenger RNA, 645 nt
Organism: Procambarus clarkii (red swamp crayfish)
Lineage: Eukaryota; Metazoa; Arthropoda; Malacostraca; Decapoda; Cambaridae
Source: RefSeq, a predicted model, not a curated record